GCUCACUGGGCUGCUGUCACAGAGUCACGGGAAACAGUGGGGUUUAGCUAGAGAGGGGGCUAGAAUGAUUGAGCACAUCAUCCUGCCCACAUAUUUACUUUGGGAAUAAAGGCAGAUGAACCUUGGGAUUAUUGCCAGAGCCACGUAAGGCUCAUGGCAGCUGGGGGUCAAGUUGGUUUCGGUUCUUGUGCUGGAGGAGACAAAAGGAUUCCAGUUUCCAUGAUCUGGUUGUCCAUGUUGUGAGCUCAGUGCCAGCCAAAUCUCUGGUCCUUCUGUGCUUCUCCGUACCCCUGAAGAAACAGCGAUGUCGUUACAACCGGUGCCCGCUCCGCGAUGUCCUCGCUGGGAUUUCCGCGGAAGCCGCCACGGGCCCCACAGCGCCCGGUUGGGGCCCCCCCGGGGGUCGGUGCCCUUCCCCGCCCGGUCGCUCCCUCUCCGUUACCGGCUCCUCCCGCCGCGUGCCCCGGUCCCGCCCGGCGGCCGGGGAAAGGCGGGGCGGGGGCGGUGCGGAGCCGGGCCAUGCCGGGCGGCGCGGCCGGGCUGCGGCUGGUGCUGAGCGGAGCGGCCCACUGGGGCCGGGCCGCCAUGGUCUCGUCAGCGCCUACAUGUCCAGGCCAGUCUUCGCAGUCUCGCUGGCUGACGGCGGAGGAGAGGAACCAAGUCUUGCUUGAUCUCAAAGCUUCAGGCUGGUCUGAGUUAGGCGAAAGAGAUGCCAUCUACAAAGAGUUCAAUUUCAAAAAUUUUAAUCAGGCUUUCGGAUUUAUGACGCGCGUUGCUCUGCAAGCAGAGAAGAUGAAUCACCACCCGGAAUGGUUUAAUGUCUACAGCAAGGUUCAGAUAACUCUGAUUUCCCACGACUGCGGAGGACUGACCAAAAGAGAUGUGAAACUGGCUCAGUUUAUUGACAAAGCUGCUGCCUCGGUGUAGCAAAGAUGUAAAACGUUUUAAUACAGUGUCCAGCAACAUUUUGUAUUUAAGUGGUAUCCCUCAUUCCUUGUAACCCUGAGUUCACAAAACCCCUGAGACAAGAUAUUUUGUAGAAAGAGUAGCUUGGCUUGCUUUGCCUCUGAGACCCCUCUGGGUGCCCGUGCGUGUCCUUUGCCAUUGCUGGCUCUGCGUGAGGAUGUAGCAGAUAAACCAGCAAGAAAUUGGUUUUGAACAAUCCUUUUCUAGGAACUAAAAGAAGCUGGAAUGAAAGCACCAUCCCUGGAAACAUUCAAGGUCAGGUUGGACAGGGCUUUGAACAACCUGAUCUAGUUGAAGAUGUCCCUGCUCAUGGCAGGGGGUUGGACUAGAUGACCUUUAAAGGUCCCUUCCAACCCAACACAUUCUGUGAUUCUAUGGAAGCAGGAGCCCACCCGCACGUGUUGGUGUUCCCCAAGCCCAUGGGAGCUGAGGCUGGUGGCAGUGGCCACACGAGCCUGUCCCCAUGCCCAACCGUUUCCCUCCUAUAGAUUUGUACAUCUCUGCACUUCAGACAGUGUGAGAGCAGCCAGGCCGGGUCAGUGCCCUCCUUGGCACCUCCAUCUCUGCCAGGGACUGGUGGCAAGCGCCAGGGAUGCUGGUAAGAGCAGCCCAAGCUGCUGCUGAUGUUUCCUUGGAGUGGCAGCUCAACCAGCAACUGCAGCUCUACGUUUCGGUGUUUAUUCUGUGCUUGUCCGAUGGCUCUUCAAACCCAUCUGCCCUUUUGGCACCCGCAGCCUCGCAGCUAUAUCCGCCAAGAGUCUUCUGCGUGCUUGAGAACCGUUCCCCAGCUGAGGUGCAGGACCGCAUCCUGCAGUUGCAGAAAACUUUAGCUCUACAAAAAAAAUCCCGGUGAGCUCCCAGCACUCAUGGCAUUAAAUGAAGCGUGUGCUUAGGGCCAGGUCAGUGCUCAGCACCUUGCAGGAUGGAGCCAUUCCUUGUGUUAUAACGCUCCCAUACCUGACGGCUUGGAGGGGGGGAGCCUGGCUGGGCGCCCGGGGCCCCGGCGGGAGCUGCCGGCAGUGGAGGAAGCGGCAUUAGCAAGAUUCUUGCUAAGCUGGGCUCGGCUGAAGCUAUGCUCACCCUAUUUUUUUUUUUUGCAUCUGCAAUUACUCAUUGCGAACAUUGUUCCAAGAGCUGCAGAUCUCACUGACGAGCUUUAAAAUAAUUUCUUCCACGGUUUCAAAGUCUUUGUUUUUAUCCUAUGAUCCUCCCCGAGACAGAUUUCCACUGCCGGCAGGGAGAUUUUCAACCUGCUUAAGGCUUGCAGAAGGGCCUCUCGCUCUGCAAUCCCGCUGCCGAGUGUCCCCAGCGUGCACCGUCAUGCCCUGCCGGGUGCCGAGCUCCCAGGAGAUUGACACCUCCGAAAUGCCGGAGCGCAUUGCUCGAAUGACACCAGCGGCACAGCCACCAGCUACCGAGAAGUGAAAUACACCAGUGCCAAAAUCUAUAUCGGGUGUAUACGCGAGGUGUGUGGUCUCUCAGAUAUUCGGGAUGCAAAAUGCCCCUGGCUGCCGCGCAAGGAUUCGUGUGGAUAAAAUAAGAAAGGUAUUUUUUGUUAAUCCUUAGCAAGUGCGCUGUCAUGUGCUAAUUGGUCGCAGGAAGCAAGAUGUAAGAUGUUGGGGUUUAUUGUCAGUAACCCUGCUUGGGAUAUUGAGUUCAUACCUCAAAAAAACCAAAUUCAGACUACGUGCUCAAAUGUUCUUUGCUUACGAGUGCCCUUCCCCAGCGAAGCGGCGGAUUUCCCCGAUAUGGUUUGAAAACGGUCACUGUUGAGAGGAAUGAAUAGAACUAAAACAAACAACCGGGCCGUGAAGUCUCCUGUUACUGGUGGGGAAAUGAGACGAGCUUCGCCCAAAGUUUUGACAAUGUCUCCAAUGAACUGGAAAACUCUGUUGUUAGAAAUUGCUAUAUAAUGCGUGCGCUUUGAAUAAAACCAAUGAAAUCAAA
Chroicocephalus ridibundus (black-headed gull) is the source of this 2913-nucleotide messenger RNA. RefSeq names its product pterin-4 alpha-carbinolamine dehydratase 2 (gene PCBD2). The record is from RefSeq and is a predicted model, not a curated record. Bases 334 to 927 code for a protein of 197 amino acids. Gene Ontology annotation, biological process: tetrahydrobiopterin biosynthetic process. Gene Ontology annotation, molecular function: 4-alpha-hydroxytetrahydrobiopterin dehydratase activity. NCBI's taxonomy places the organism in Eukaryota, Metazoa, Chordata, Aves, Charadriiformes, Laridae. The transcript is spliced from 6 exons.